Molecule: messenger RNA, 2210 nt
Organism: Toxoplasma gondii ME49
Lineage: Eukaryota; Apicomplexa; Conoidasida; Eucoccidiorida; Sarcocystidae
Exons: 2
Coding region: 469-2019 (516 amino acids)
Biological process (GO): spliceosomal snRNP assembly
Source: RefSeq, a predicted model, not a curated record
GCACUUCAGCGGUUUUUAAAAACAACAAGAAUGUCACGCGUGGAAACUUGAUGGGCAGUUUCGGUGAUAAAAUUUGAUUCAUAUGCCCUAUCGGAUGGGGCGGAACCUUCAGCAAGGCAGUGAUGUUCCUCAGCACUGUCAAAAAGCACGCGAGCCUACGCGAAGGCCGUCCGGUGCAUGCGAGCUGAAAGUUUUCAGAGGCCCGCAUUGGAGUCCACUCUCAAGCCAUUUCACAGGAUCAUGGAGUGCUUCUGUUCUUCCCACUCCCAAAGCACAGAACACAGCUGUAUGGUAGUCGCGAUACUGGCAUUUCCGCGGAAGGUGCCUGUUCCAUUUGUCUACUAGCCGGUGUUGGUCCCUCAGUCGUGGCUCUACAAUCGUGUCCCUCGAAAGUUGCUGGCAAUUUUGGUCUUCCUAUGUAGCCAUUUUACUCAACAUCAUUUCGUGCUGUCUUCAUCAAUAGUAAAGAUGAAUGCAUCAGAGCAAGUACCAGGAGUCUCAGUCCCCGAUGACGGGUGGGAGGACUCGCUCCUUCCCCAGCAGGUUCUGCCGGUGGCCAGUUCCAGCGCCGCCUUGGACGCCUUCUGUGACGCAACCGAAGUUGUUGCAGCAGCUUCCAGUGCAGUGGAUGCAUGCGGAGAUGCUGAAGCUAGUUGUGAGUUGCUUCAACCGCUCGCGGAAGCCUACCUGCUUGCUGUUCGAAACGAGGCCCGCCGCUUGCCAAAGAUUGUUUCCGCCUCCGUCAAGGGGCGAACCGCUCCCAGCAAAGAUAGUAUGGAAACUAUCUUCCCCUGUUCUGAGGGAAUGGACCGUCUCCUUCACGAUCCAUUCAAGUUGCAAGAGAAGGCGUCGUCUCCCGUGCCACAUGUGUCAGACACUAGGGUUUCGCAGAGGACUGCUAGCCAGUUGAAUUAUGACGCUGCUGGAGCCAACGGCAUCCCAUCUUGUCAGCAGCCACCCACAGAAUCGAAUCGUACGGAAGCGUGCAGCUCUUACAGCAGUCAGGGUGAAGGUGUGAAAGACACUGAUGAAGCCACUGCUGUAGUUUACCAGCUUGCAGAUAAACAGACUUGUUCUUCGGAAAUACCUAGGGGGCCUACCGAGCAGUCGGAUGAGUGUAGUCCUCUACCAUUAGAGUAUCGAGCAAGUAGUUGCAAGAUCGCAUCACGAUAUACUCCUAGUGAAGGUGCAUGCACGCCAGACUGUCCUACGUCGGAUGCCGAUUCAGAAGAUGUGGACGCUGGCGAUAAGUCGUACGUGCACAGGCUCCUCGUUCUUGAUAAGAGACGGCGUGCGGCCAGGCUAUCAGGGACAGCUCCUUCAUCAGAAUGGUUGAAGAAGUCGCUGUCAGAGUUCAGAAAGUUGCGCGACUGUCUGUCACACGAGCAGGCAACACUGGUCCAAGCAGCGUCAUCGCCGCAUACGAUUGACCGCUAUCGAAACUGGAACGAAAGGGAAUGGCGUUUGUAUUGCCGGUGCUAUCCUCCUUCAUCGGAAGUCCUGGCCGCGUGUGACAGUGUCACACUCUGUCGACUUCUCUUUCUCUUGGCUGAGGAUAUAUCAUUGCAGCACCGGACAGUUAUUCGGCAUCAGGGCCAGACACCAACCAGUAAAACAGAUCCGGAUGCGACUCUGCCCCAACCGGAGGCGGGCCGGAGUCAGGAGGUGCCUUGCUCGUGCUGCCGCCUUUCAUGUUGUCAUGUAACACUGCAGCAAGCGAGCUGGUUAUUUGGAGUGUUUCUGUUUUUGGACGAACUACAGGCCAUGGACGCGGACGUUGCCUUCUGUAUCCAGAGUUUGAGGCGUGAGUGUGAGAGUGCACGUCGAAAGCUUGUUCGCCAUUCCAAAUCACACAUGGGAGUGGUCCCAAACGCAGAAGCUAACCGUCCAACAACAAAAGGUGAAAUCACGGCAGAGGCAACUCAAGAGACUGCUGCCACUGGCCAAUCUGAACGACACCUCCUGGCGGCUUUGGACAUACUUAUCCUAAUCAUCGGAGGGUUUUUCAACCAGAAGUGACUCUACGGGUGGGCUAAGCGCUCAUUUUAUGCUGGCGGCUGACUGUAAGGCUGGCGAAGAACGUGAUUGAGCAUGUGCUACGUUUUCCCGUCUUUUCAAGAGAACGAGAAUCCGCUGUUUUGUUAGUCUGCUUGCAGACCAGUGACGGAACUUAAGUUGUCCUGGCUACUAUAAGGAGCCGUGUGCUCGAC